AUGGCCUCCUCCCUCCCCGCGCCGCCGGCCCCGCCCACAUCCUCCUGGCGCGGACCCACGCCCCGCCGCCCUCCGCCCCGCUGCGGUCCCCUCCUCGCCCGCGCGGCGGCGAGUUCUUGCCGUUACCGCUUCCGGACCGACGACGACGGCGUGGUGGACGUGGCCGUCGCCGGGAAAGACGGCGCUGCGGGGUACGCGGUCGCUGUCGAGGCCCCUUCCCAUGGACGGAGCGGCGGUCUGGUGCUCCGCGCCGCCGGCUCCGGCGAGGGCGUCCCUCUGGCCCCUACCGCGCCGGGAGGCGCGCUCGCGGCUGAGCUGUCCUACGGCGGGGCCCGCGCGCCGUUCCACGUCUCGUUCACGCUGGCCGACGCGACGGGAGCGGAGAUACGGACGCACCGCGGGACGAGCUUCCGCGUGCCUGUGGGCGUCGGACGGGGCUGCCCCUCGCCGCUCGGCCUGUCCCUGUCCAAGAACGAGGCCGCUAACUUCGCGGUUUACAGCAAGAGCGCCAAGGGCAUGGUGCUCUGCCUGUUCGGAGGCGGCGGGGACGAGCCCGCACUGGAGAUCGAGCUCGACCCGUACGUCCACCGGACAGGCGAUGUCUGGCAUGUCUCGAUGGAGAGCGUGAAGGGAUACGACAGUUACGGCUUCCGCAGCGGGCUGUUCGCCAUGUUUGGCAUUGACCGCCCGCUGCUCGACCCGUACGCCAAGCUUGUAAUUUUGCUUUAUAUAGAAAUGAAACAUCAAGAGAAAAGCUGUCGCUUGCAGCACCAAAAACAUUUUGCUUCCUCUGUGUUCGCGUGUGUCCACCCUCUCCCUAUCGGAAUUCUGUCAGCCGUCAGGUGCCUCGCGUCCUUGAAGAAUGCACCCACCUACAAUUGGGGCAGGGACAAGCACCCGUGCUUGCCAUUGGAGAAGCUGGUGGUCUACCGGGCAAAUGUGGCUUUGUUCACCAAGGACAGGUCGAGUGGGCUGGCAGACGAUGUCGCCGGUACUUUCUCUGGCAUGGCUGCGAAGGUGAAGCACUUCAGGCAUCUUGGUGUCAAUGCAGUCUUGCUGGAGCCAGUGUUCCCAUUCCACCAAGUGAAGGGACCAUAUUUUCUGUACCAUUUCUUUUCACCUAUGAGCCUGUAUAGCAGUGAACGCUCCAGUGUUUCAGCUAUCAAGUCUAUGAAGGAUAUGGUCAAAACAAUGCACAGAAAUGGAAUAGAGGUUCUCUUGGAGGUUGUUUUCACGCAUACUGCUGAAGGAGGAGCAGAGUGUCAGAUGAUAUCGCUCCGAGGCAUUGAUGGUUCCUCGUACUACAUUGCUGACGGAAUUGCUGGAUGCAAGGCAAGUGUGUUGAAUUGCAACCACCCGGUGACUCAGAAGCUCAUUUUGGACAGCCUCCGCCAUUGGGUGCUUGACUUCCAUGUUGAUGGGUUCUGCUUCAUCAAUGCCCCUUUCCUUGUCAGAGGUCUAGGUGGUGAGGGCCUUUCACGGCCUCCACUUCUUGAAGCCAUAGUAUUUGACCCUGUUCUUUCAAAGACUAAGAUCAUUGCAGAUCCUUGGUCUCCGCUUGACAUAUCUAAUGUGCAAUUCCCAUUCCCUCAUUGGAAAAGAUGGGCUGAGAUGAACACAAAAUUCUCUAUGGAUGUGCGCAAGUUUCUUAAGGGAGAAGCACUAAUCAGUGAUCUUGCUACACGUUUGUGUGGCAGUGGGGACUUAUUUUCCUCAAGGGGCCCAGCAUUUUCGUUCAAUUAUGUAUCCAGGAAUUCUGGACUCACUCUUGUUGAUCUAGUGAGUUUCAGCUGUGAUGAGUUUGGUUCUGAGUUCAGCUGGAAUUGUGGUGAAGAAGGACCAUCAGAGAACAAUGCAGUCCUUCAAACGAGGCUAAGGCAGAUACGCAAUUUCUUGUUUAUUCUAUUUAUUUCCCUUGGUAUUCCUGUUCUUAACAUGGGAGAUGAAUGUGGACACUCUGCUGCUGGUUCAACAUCAUACAAGGAUAGAGGGCCUCUGAACUGGAAAGCCUUGAAGACAGCUUUUGUUAAGGAAGUUACCGGGUUUAUUUCAUUUCUAUCUGCACUAAGGAGUCGACGAGCAGACAUUUUCCAGAGAAGAGAAUUUCUAAAACUUGAAAAUAUACAUUGGUAUGGGAGUGAUUUAUCUGAACCACGUUGGGAGGAUCCUACUAGCAACUUUCUUUGCAUGCACAUAAAUGCGGAGCUGGAUGAGAAGCUGCCAGAUUCAACUGGAGGUGAUUUGUAUAUCUGUUUCAAUGCAAACGAGGUGUCAGCGAGUGCUACUUUACCAGCUAUUACAGAAGGAUCCAUGUGGCUGCGCUUGGUUGAUACAUCACUUGCAUUUCCAGGUUUCUUUUCAAGAGAGUCUAGUCCUGAAAUACACCAAAUGCUAGGAUUUUCCUCGUAUCAAGUGAAGGCACAUAGUUGUGUUUUGUUUGAAUCAAAGAGGGUUCUUUCCUAG
Messenger RNA from Miscanthus lutarioriparius, 2463 nucleotides. NCBI's taxonomy places the organism in Eukaryota, Viridiplantae, Streptophyta, Magnoliopsida, Poales, Poaceae. The record is from the annotation of a GenBank genome assembly.